Sipha flava (yellow sugarcane aphid) is the source of this 1078-nucleotide messenger RNA. RefSeq lists its product as uncharacterized. Lineage: Eukaryota; Metazoa; Arthropoda; Insecta; Hemiptera; Aphididae. The transcript is spliced from 2 exons. The coding region runs from base 659 to 1042 and encodes 127 amino acids. The record is from RefSeq and is a predicted model, not a curated record.
UAAAAACAUUAAAUAUUUGGUCAAUUUUUUUUUUUAUCUUUUUGGUAGUAGGUAGUGUAUAAGGUAAAAUUUUAGACAGUGUGUGCCCCCUCCUAAAAAAAAUUCUGGAUACGCCACUGAUCGAUAUCGCCCCCCGCGCGCCGGAACGUAAUAAUAACGACAGAACACGCGUUUUCUUCGGCACCGAUGUGUUUAUGUUUGUACCCGCGUUGUUGCACACGUUCGACGCGUGUACGAGUCAAUCGUACACAUCAACGGUUCAUCAAUCGCAAAUCCAUUUCGUUUUCGUUCCCGUAAACUGCGGUUUCGGUUGAGCGCUUUUUUUUAUUUAUUUGUUUUUUGUCGACAGCUCAUUUGUAAUGUCAGCUUUUUGUACGCGGUCUUCGAAGCAGAGCUCUCGUUUUUAUCUCCCGUUUCUGGUUGUCCUGCACUCGAGCGCUUUUGUGGUUACUCGGUUUUUCACGAAAUCUGUCCGCUCUAAAAUAAUUCACCGUCAAACCCUACGCGUUAAAGACCACAAACAUAUCGAAAUCGGGGACGCUCUGUUUGUCUUUCUUUUUUUCGACUGUAGUAAAUAAGAUCAACACAAGCUGACCGACAACCCCUAGACGAACAAAGAUUACCUAAACUGUACGCUCAACACUCAAAACGGUCGAGAAUGGAUUUGAAGAAAUGGGCAAGUAACACAGUCGAACUACUCGCAACAGUGCCCCCUGAGGACCGGGCGUGUGAAUUGUUGUCGCUUGACGACUCAUCCUUGAGUGAAACGAAAGUAUUGGACAUGCAGUGGUCACCUAGAGAAGACACAUUUGCAUACACAUUCCACCCGUCACCGAUAAUGAACACGAAGCGUGGUAUGUUAUCUUGUGUCGCCCGCAUGUUCGACCCACUCGGGCUGUUAUCGCCCGUUAUAUUUUUCGCGAAGCAACUGUUGCAACGCGUGUGGCACGCUGGUUUAUCGUGGGACGAGCAGCUUCCGCCUGAAAUCGCCGAUUUGUGGAACAAAUUUAUUAUCCCAUUUUCAUUUAACCAUGGUACAUAAAAUGCUUUCAAAAAAAUCUGGUAAGUUAAAUGCAAC